Salpingoeca rosetta is the source of this 2233-nucleotide messenger RNA. RefSeq lists its product as uncharacterized. The coding region runs from base 359 to 1642 and encodes 427 amino acids. The record is from RefSeq and is a predicted model, not a curated record. Lineage: Eukaryota; Choanoflagellata; Craspedida; Salpingoecidae. The transcript has 12 exons.
AUCAGGGCCAACGAGGAUUAGCCGUGUUUUUCAAAGAACCGUCCCCUCUUUCGCAACCACGAUCUUCCGUUUGUCAGGGAGAGGUUUUUGUGCGCGCUUCCGCUUCUGCUGCUGCGUGUGUGUGUGUGGUGUCUUGUUUGGGUUGCAUUGCUUCACUUGUUUGGGUCAGAGACAGUUGUGUGCAGUGGUGUGGGGUUGUGGAAGCAACGCAGCAGCGCAGCAACAAGCAGGCACAGCAAAGGAAACCUGCGACCGUCAUCAGCCGGCGAUCCAACCACCACACACUGACUGACAGACAAACCGGACAAACCUCCAUCCUGGGCUGCGAGUCGCCCCUUCGUUUACCUCAAUCAUCAUCAUGUUCCACCUCGACGCCUCAGAUUCCCCUGGCCCAGCCGCACACGACGCUGCCAGCUUCUCCAAGACAUCGACAAUUCGUAGCGCUCCCGCAUUCUCCCUUUCCGGUCGCCCAAAGAACCCCCGCUCGGACAACCUUCCAGGCCCUGGACAACACUCUCUUGUGCAGGCAGAUCGGCUGUCAACAACCCGCACCUCCCCAGCGUACACCAUGCUCAGCCGUCCGCAGCAGCGUACCACCUCUGUCAGCCCCGGCCCGGCCAGCGUCACCAUCAGUCGUCUCGACAUGACAUCAAGCGUCAGGAGCAGCCCGGCCUUCAGUCUCUCCAGCCGCGCCCGAGACCACAGGGCCGACCUCUCGCCGGGACCAAACAACUACGGCGUCGUCGAGCCGACGCGGCUGUCGACGGCGCGCAAACCGCCGGCGUUCUCCAUGAGCGGGCGGCACCUGGAGCGGCGUCUGGGCGAUUCCCCGGGACCAGCCAGCAUCUCCGCUACCCGCCUUGACCGCACAUCCACGGUGCGCGGCUCGCCGGCAUUUUCCAUGAGCGGCCGCUUCAAGAGCAGCUCUGCACCAGCAACGCCGGGGCCAGGCGCAUACCAGGCGACCAGCAUCACGCGCGUGUCUACCGUGCAGUCGCCACCAAGUUUUUCCAUGGGUGCCCGGACUGUGGAUCGCAUCCGAAACACCAAUCCAGGUCCCAACUCGUACAACAUGCCGUCCGCCACGUCAACAAAGGCCGCGUCCAUCAAAGGUCGAGCGCGCGACAAAAUUGUGUCUGAAUCGCCCGGCCCCAUCUACUCUGUCACCACGGCCCCCAUUGCCCGCACGGCCCCUGGCUACUCCAUGGCCGCCCGCAUCAAGGACAGCGCGGAGGCAUCAUCAACACCAGGUCCCGGCGCGUAUCGUGCAGCGGAGGCGCGUGACACCCGCGCUGCGUCCAUUAAGGGCCGCGCAAAGCCGUUCAAGGCGGCCACGUCCCCCGGGCCCGGCGCGUACAGCGCCACGUCGCUGCCAGGGGCGCGCACCAACCCGGCAUACUCCAUGAGCGGUCGCCUCAAGUCUCGCGAAAGUUCCAACGGGCCUGGUCCCAACGCGUAUGCGGUGCUGGCGGAUACAAAGCGGAGUGCACCGCAAUACUCCAUGAGCGGCCGCUUCAAGUCGCUCCGUCAGGAGAACACGCCCGGGCCCGGCAACUACAGCGCGCAGCUCUCCUCCUCCCAGGGCAGCGGUUUUUCCUUUGGCGUUCGCCACAGCCGACGCGUUGGUGUCCUGCCGGACUGAACCGGCACCGCCCGCUGCUCCGCGCCGCCAACCACAGACGGCUGAAGAAGACGCUGGCUGUUUUGUCGUUGAUUCUGUGCGGUGCAACAUUUGGUGCGCGCGUCAUGCGCUCUGUUAAAGAUUGUCUCGCGCUCUGCUGUACUGCAUGGUGGGUGCGAUUGUGUUGGUGGUGGGUUGUUUUGCUGUUGUGUGGUUGUGUGGCCGUUGUUGUGGUGACAGUUGUGUUGUUUUGCCCUGCUGUUCUUUUGUUUCUGUUUGCUUGUUCGUUGGUGAAUGUUAUGCGCGCUGCGUUCAUCGCUGUUGACGUUCAUUGCCGUUGUCUUUGACAUACUAGAUCAUGUUGCAUGGGGUGAAUCUCACAUGUGAGAGAGGCUGUGCUGCUAUUGAUGAAGCGGCUGUUGUUUGUUUGCUGUUGUUGAUCGCUGGCUCUACUGCCAUGCCUUGCUGCCCGAUGGAUUGCGUGCCUUUCUCUGCUUGGCUCUGUUUGUUUCGCUUGCUUUGCUUACUUGCUUGAUACAUUGAUUGUACUGAGUGGUUGGGAGUUUGGGAAACUGACUCGAAUCGAAACCAAAUGAACGAGAGCACUCUGAA